Molecule: messenger RNA, 2984 nt
Organism: Cynoglossus semilaevis (tongue sole)
Lineage: Eukaryota; Metazoa; Chordata; Actinopteri; Pleuronectiformes; Cynoglossidae
Gene: pnrc2
Product: proline-rich nuclear receptor coactivator 2
Exons: 3
Coding region: 442-915 (157 amino acids)
Source: RefSeq, a predicted model, not a curated record
GCAAUUCUGGCGGACAGAGGGAGAAUUGUCUUCUCCACACGGCAAAUUCUACUCAUCAUAAUUCACUCGUCGAGGAAGACGAGUUUGUUGGGAUUAUAACUUGCUUUUUUUCCCCUGGUGUCCCUGGCGACACAUUUUCCAUCUGAUUGUCGCGGUUUCUCCGGCGGAGCGGCGUUCACCACCAAAUCUGAAGAAGUCGUUUUGAGGCUUCUUGGAGCACCGUGAGCCGAGGUGAGUUGAUGUUCAGCUCGGCUGCACGAGUAAACAACGCUCAUUGGCACAUGAAAACCUCAGACCCUGCUGGACACAUAAGUGCAGUGAGAAGUAGACAGAAAACUACUUCGAGGACCUGGGGCCCCAUCGGAGGUGAACGUUUAAAGGAGGACUCCUGCUCAACCAACUUUUUGACAACAAAGAGGUGACACACAGUAUAAAAGCAUUAUGGGCGGUGGAGAAAGGUACAACAUUCCAGCUUCCAACACAGAGCGCCCGCUUCCAAAGAAGAACCAUCAGCUGGGCCGGGCUAAGCAGAGAAGCCGUGACCAGAAUGGAACAACAACCGCAGCAGCAGCGUCUGCAGGAGGUCUACACCAUAUUAACCAUCGCCGGGGCGACAAGGGCAUGGCCCACCACAGGUCGCCUGAGGCGUGGCAGGCCGCGUCUGCAGAGAAGAAGGCUUCUGUCCGUUUUGCCACCAACUAUGAUCAGGACUGGGGGGGUGCGGUGUCUCACCUGAACACACUGCUUGCCGCCCAGGGAAGUCCAAGCUACGCCGGGCCUAAAUUCAGCGAGCCACCCUCGCCCAGCGUGUUGCCCAAACCGCCCAGUCACUGGGUGUCUUUCCCGAUGGGUUCCUGUGAUAACCGGGAGAUGAUGGCCUUCCAGCUCAAGAGCCUCCUCAAAGUACAGGCCUGAGAAGUAUCACACGAGAUCCUUUAACAAGACGAUGCCUAAGCUGGUUCUCCUCUUGAAGUUGUCAGUCGACCAGGAAAGCUGCAGUGCUGUAGUUAGUACCAGAUUAUUACAGGUUGUCACCAAAUUCAUUUUUUAAGUUUCUGUUCCAUAAAUUCAAGACACUAUUUUCCAACAUUUUAAAUCUUAACCCACAGCAAGACGCGCUUUUACAGCACUGCAGCCUUAUUGGUUGGUGAUUUCUCCAACGGAGUCUGUGAUUAACGAUAAACUGGAUAUUCUUUUGUCAUUUUGUUUUGUUCUUUUCUAAGUUGGCUGUGAAAACAGUGGGUGAAGUUUUUUUUUCCCAAACAAAGGCUCAUCACAGGUAGGGAGGUUUCCAUCGUUUUUAUGGUCCGUUGUUGUGGAGAGAGGAGUUUUUGUUUGUUUUUAUUGACAUGUACCUUUUAGGUUUCAUUCCUUGUUUGGGUUUAAAAAAAACUUCAGCUGCAAUUCUGCAGGGAAAUAUGAUCUUAAUGAAGAUUACAGCUGUAGCCAGUAAAGACAGGUCAAUGAAGCCCAUGCUGAAGGGUAAUUAUAGACCAUAGCACACGGGCCGGGGGGGCUCAUCUCCUGUACCCUUUUUAUUGCGCUGUGCGCAUAUGCACUAUAGGAGGUGGGUUUGUCCUGGGCCCAUAACACACUGUCAUGAUUGAAAUUGUUUUGUACAGUUCCUUUUUGUUAUGGUUGAGAUGUUGUGUAACCAAAGCAUUUUUGUGACUUUUUGGCAUUUUUGUCACUGCCACGUCGACAUGGAGAGAGUGGUGAAUGGGUUGGAGUUCCCCAGGGUCACUGAUUCCACACAGCACUGUUGAUCCUCCUCAGGUCUCGGUCUAUUCUUGAAUGUGUUGUAGCUUUAAUAUGCGGAAGAGGACUUGGCUGAGUUGAGGGAAAAUGUUUGGGUUUUUUUCCCCCCCAAAGUCACACCAAGGUCCUGUUGGCUACAGACAUUUACAAGCAGGGUUAGGUCGAGCUGAGGACGGUUCCUAAAGUGACGGGGCAGUAAAGACGUAUCAGGAGGCGGGAGGGUUGGUGUUUGUUUACAGAACGAUGGGUUUCUUUUAGAGCACCCCAUAAUCAGCAGGCACUUGCUGCCACGGCCUCUGGUUUAAACUUGUUGCACUGCAAUUAGACAAUUUUUCAGUUUUGAUUUGCGUUACAGACCAGGAUGAAUAGAAAACGUGGCGUUCAUGACUAUCUCUAGGCGGAUUAUCUACUUUCCCUUUGCAGAAUUGGACCUGUUUAUGGCCAGCCUUAAGACGACAAAACAAUUUUAGGAGGUUGUGUUUAAGAGCCAUGUAAAUAAUGAAAUGUAAAAAGUACUUGUAGCAUAUGUACAUUUGCAGACUGUUUCAGGUCUGCCUGACAAAAGUAUUUUUAGUAAUAACACUGAAUGUAUAGACAUGCAGAGGUCGUGUCUUGACUUCAAUACUGAAGAAUAUUUUUGUUAAAAAAAAAAAAUCUGCCUUUAGCAUUUGGAAGUACCCUGCACUGUUGACUUUCCAGAGAUCUUGCACAUGUUUUUAUUGUUUUGUAAUAUGCAGUGUAGGGGAAAAGAUGCUAAGGGCACAUUAGGAAAGACUGCAACACAUUUGACAUCUUUGGGAGAGUUGCAUAUGUAAGGAUUGAGUUCUGAGUGCUUACAGUUUGUAAGCGUGAUGUUUUUAAAAAAAAAAAAUUUGGUUGUACCCUGUGCUAAAACAAACUUUUAAACUUCACGAAAAAAAUGGCCAAAUGUUUGCAUCGGCACCACUUCCACUUGACGACUGUUCUUCCGCCAGCCGUCAACUGGAUGUGGUCUCGGUGCAUUUGUUUUAUUUGUUCACAGCCUUGUACGGCACCGUCACCUCUGAAUUUGGAAACUUGUAAAGAAUUGGCUUUGAAUUUGUCCCUCUGUUACGAUGUCACUAAAGACGGUGAGAAAAGAAAACGGCCCCACUUCACUUAAUUGGUUUGAAAAAUACAAUGUAUGAACUGUUGAAUUGAUGAGAUUUUAACCGAAAAAAAUAAAUUCCUUUCCUUGUCCCCCCCUA